AUGGACGGCGAGGAAGGAAGUACAAAAUUGAACGUCGUUGGUUUAAUAUCGGGGGGAAAGGACAGCAUACAGAAUUUGAUUUACUGCUCCAAAAAUGGUCAUGACAUUAUCUCAUUGGCUCACCUUAUACCGUACGAGAAUCAAAAUGAGACUGACAGUUUUAUGUACCAGAGCGUUGGAUUUGACCUCAUUCCUGAAAUCGCGAAGUGUAUGGAAAAGCCCCUCAUUCAGCAUCGAAUUAAAAGAAAGGCAAUAAAUGUGGGCUUGGAUUAUGUGUACAAUUCUGAUGACGAGGUUGAGGAUCUGUAUGAGUUGCUACUCAAGGUUAAGACUAAGUACCCUCACGUAAAUGCAGUAUCAUGCGGGGCGAUUCAGUCCAAUUAUCAGAAAAAGCGCCUGGAGCACGUAUGUGAAAGGUUAAAUUUGCAAAUUUUGGCCUAUUUGUGGGAAAGGGAUCAGAAAGAACUGCUACAAAAUAUGAUUGAGGGCGGACUGCAUGCCAUUCUCGUGAAAGUCGCUGCUUACGGCUUAACAAAGGAACACGUGGGAAAAUCGAUAAAAGAAAUGUACAGCUAUCUCGAAAUGAUGAAUAACAAAUACGGCUUGAGCAUAUGUGGCGAAGGAGGAGAAUAUGAAACGUGCACUUUGGAUUGUUCCCUUUACAAGCACAAAAUUGUAAUAGAGGAGUAUAAAAUAAUUCAGCACACAGAAGAUUCGGUGUGCCCCGUGUUUUUAUUUAAGCCUUUGAAGUGGAGACUUGAGAAAAAGAAUCUCUAA
This is a messenger RNA of Plasmodium coatneyi, 777 nucleotides long. RefSeq lists its product as uncharacterized. The coding region runs from base 1 to 777 and encodes 258 amino acids. Gene Ontology annotation, molecular function: diphthine-ammonia ligase activity. NCBI's taxonomy places the organism in Eukaryota, Apicomplexa, Aconoidasida, Haemosporida, Plasmodiidae. The record is from RefSeq and is a predicted model, not a curated record. The transcript is spliced from 7 exons. Gene Ontology annotation, biological process: protein histidyl modification to diphthamide.